AUGAAAGGGUACUCUGGCCAAUACGAUUCAUUUACGAUUAAUGUCUUAAUAUUCAAAAAGACAAAUAUUCGAUCAAAUUUAAUUCUAAAACAAGAGUUAGACAAACCUAGCAAUGCAAUCUUUAUAUAUAUUUCAAAUUUCUACCUUUUUUUAUUUAUUUUCGAAAAAACCCUCUUCGAAAUAGCUGGUGCUAUUCUUCAAAAAAGUAUGCACCUCUUGAAGAGAUUGACAUAUAUUCAUAUAGAGUCCAGGGCCUUGACAAAAAAUUCCCAACCAAGUGGAUCAUUUUCCACUUCUGGUUACUUGAUCAAAGAUCCUGACUUGACAUUGUAA
Phycomyces blakesleeanus NRRL 1555(-) is the source of this 333-nucleotide messenger RNA. RefSeq lists its product as hypothetical. The coding region runs from base 1 to 333 and encodes 110 amino acids. The transcript has 3 exons. NCBI's taxonomy places the organism in Eukaryota, Fungi, Mucoromycota, Mucoromycetes, Mucorales, Phycomycetaceae. The record is from RefSeq and is a predicted model, not a curated record.